ACGGGAGCCCGGCAGCAGAGACCGGCUGGGCUGGCACUCAACCUCGACCCACCUGCCCUGUAAUGGUAGUCUAUCCGUAGUAGAUUCCAGGUUCCCCAGGGCAUGUAGGCAGAGUUAGCGGCUGCCAAGUGUUCAGAGUCACAGAGCUCCAGGUACUCUGGGACCUUCUCUAUCUGCGGUGCUCUUUAGCUCCUGCGGAGAUGCCCAACUGACAGGAGAGCCAGUGAGGAUAAGAACGCUCCCUUUCGACCCAAGUCUACUGCACCCAUGGCUCUGCCGGCCAGUCUGUUGCCCCUGUGCUGCCUGGCACUUCUGGCACUGUCUGUCCAGAGCUGCGGGCCGGGCCGAGGACCGGUUGGCCGGCGGCGUUACGUGCGCAAGCAACUUGUGCCUCUGCUGUACAAGCAGUUUGUGCCUAGUAUGCCUGAGCGGACCCUGGGCGCGAGUGGGCCAGCGGAGGGGAGGGUAACAAGGGGGUCGGAGCGCUUCCGGGACCUCGUACCCAACUACAACCCCGACAUAAUCUUCAAGGAUGAGGAGAACAGCGGCGCUGACCGCCUGAUGACAGAGCGUUGCAAAGAGCGAGUGAAUGCUCUAGCCAUCGCGGUGAUAAACAUGUGGCCCGGAGUACGCCUACGUGUGACUGAAGGCUGGGACGAGGACGGCCACCACGCACAGGACUCACUCCACUACGAAGGCCGUGCCUUGGAUAUCACCACGUCUGACCGUGACCGUAAUAAGUAUGGUUUGUUGGCGCGCUUAGCUGUGGAAGCCGGAUUCGACUGGGUCUACUACGAGUCCCGCAACCACAUCCACGUGUCGGUCAAAGCCGAUAACUCACUGGCGGUCCGAGCCGGAGGCUGUUUUCCGGGAAAUGCCACAGUGCGCUUGAGGAGCGGCGAACGGAAGGGGCUGAGGGAACUCCAUCGUGGUGACUGGGUACUGGCCGCUGAUGCAGCGGGCCGAGUGGUACCCACGCCAGUGCUGCUCUUCCUGGACCGGGACCUGCAGCGCCGCGCCUCGUUCGUGGCUGUGGAGACCGAGCGUCCUCCGCGCAAACUGUUGCUCACACCCUGGCAUCUGGUGUUCGCCGCUCGCGGACCAGCGCCUGCUCCAGGUGACUUUGCACCGGUGUUCGCGCGCCGCUUACGCGCUGGGGACUCGGUGCUGGCUCCCGGCGGGGACGCGCUCCGGCCGGCGCGUGUAGCCCGCGUGGCGCGCGAGGAAGCCGUGGGCGUGUUCGCACCGCUCACUGCGCACGGGACGCUGCUGGUCAACGACGUCCUCGCCUCCUGCUACGCGGUUCUAGAGAGUCACCAGUGGGCCCACCGCGCCUUUGCCCCUUUGCGUCUGCUGCACGCGCUGGGGGCGCUGCUCCCCGGGGGUGCAGUCCAGCCAACUGGCAUGCAUUGGUACUCUCGCCUCCUUUACCGUUUGGCGGAGGAGUUGAUGGGCUGAGCUUCCAAGGACAGAAGUCCUUCAGACUCUGCGCAAAACCGAAGCCCCAAGACCUGCUAGCUGAGAUCUGGGGAUGUGGGCAGCAGGUGAUGCUGAUUGGGAGAGGGGUUGAGAAAGGAAGAGAAAAAGUUGAGCUGUGGUAGGAACUUCUUGGUUUAGGCAACUUCUAACUGAGAGGAGUGGUACCCGGUCCUUGAUAAUUGGGUUUGCAAGUAGGCACUCUUUAACGAGGGCUUUUUUGCGUCUUCCCCAGUCGUACUGGAUAAUUUUAUUUUCUAUUUAUAAUUUGUAAUAUGAUGUCCAGCUUGCCCAGCCCACCAAGGUGAGGACCUGGAGCGUGGCUUUAACACUGUCUGACCCAGCCUGCCAACUUGAAGGCUCACACUCUCACUUUUCCCUGCAGGUGGGUUAAUAAAGGGAAGGCUUAUUGGAAACCGCCUUCACUUGGGUGAUUCACCUGCAAAGAGGAGGAGAACCAGGACUAAUCAGGUCCACGCCUUACUUCCAACUCACCCCUCUUCCUCAGCAGGAUCUUCCAAACCCUCUUGCUGCAAAGGGUGUCCCAACCUGUCAGCAAUAGACCAGCAAUGUCCUGCCCUUUUUAAGGUACUGGUUCCACCCCCAGCCGGGACCAGAACUUCGAUUAUGAUGAUACAUUACCAACUUGAGUGGGGUGAGAUUUACUGAGGCAGCAUGAAGGCUGAUGCUCAACCCAUUUGGAGCCUUCUAUUGUUAGCUAUUUGGGCCUAACCCUGUAGGAUGUGGAUCAGCCCAGUAAUCAUCCUGCCUGCUGAAGCAGUCUGAUUAUUUUCUGAGAUUUUGGUAGGCCAACUAAUGAACCAUGGGUGUUCCUUACAAUCCACCAUAGAUUUGUGGCCAAAAUAAAGAUCCUAGAGUGAUCACAAA
Molecule: messenger RNA, 2364 nt
Organism: Arvicanthis niloticus (Nile rat)
Lineage: Eukaryota; Metazoa; Chordata; Mammalia; Rodentia; Muridae
Gene: Dhh
Product: desert hedgehog signaling molecule
Biological process (GO): multicellular organism development; regulation of gene expression; smoothened signaling pathway
Molecular function (GO): patched binding; calcium ion binding
Source: RefSeq, a predicted model, not a curated record